This is a messenger RNA of Psylliodes chrysocephalus, 568 nucleotides long. The record is from the annotation of a GenBank genome assembly. NCBI's taxonomy places the organism in Eukaryota, Metazoa, Arthropoda, Insecta, Coleoptera, Chrysomelidae.
UUAAACUUCAAAAUGGUUGACGUAUGUUUGGGAAAGAAAUAUAAACUAGAAUCUAGUGAAAAUUUUGAUGAAUUUAUGAAAGCACUUGGCGUAGGAUUUCUCACCCGUAUAGCUGGAGCUGCCGUAACUCCAAUAGUGGAUCUUAAAAAGGAAAACGAGUACUACAUCUUGUCUUCAAUUUCCACAUUUAAACAUUUUAUUCUUAAGUUUAAGCCUGGCGUUCAAUUUGAUGAGGAGACACCAGACGGCCGACAAGUCAAAGCAACUAUCUCUAUUGUUGGAAACACUCUUCACGAGGUUCAAAUAGAUGCCAAUGGCUUAGAGACUAUCAUAGACAGGACGUUUACACCCGAUGAAGUAAAAAUGGUUAUGAAUGUAGAUGACGUUUCCGCUACCAGGCUCUACAAAGUUACAACUGAAUAGAAUUGUUCUUAAGUUAUAUAAUUUAUAAUUUCAAGUACUGUUGUCUGCUAUACUGGAUGCUACUGUGACCCAAAAUCCAGUAUAAGGAAAUAAAGAAAGAAAUUAAUUGUGAUGAAGUCUGAUGUUUUUGUUAGCACGACACAGU